This is a messenger RNA of Solanum tuberosum (potato), 693 nucleotides long. RefSeq names its product kirola-like. NCBI's taxonomy places the organism in Eukaryota, Viridiplantae, Streptophyta, Magnoliopsida, Solanales, Solanaceae. The transcript has 2 exons. Bases 60 to 512 code for a protein of 150 amino acids. The record is from RefSeq and is a predicted model, not a curated record. Gene Ontology annotation, biological process: defense response.
AAGGAUGAACUACACACUUGUUAUUAUAACUUUGUGAUAUAUCAUAUCAUAUAAGAGAGAUGAGCCUUAAAAGAAAGUUAGUUUCUGAGAUAGAGAUCAAGUCUGAAGUAGAUAUUCUCCAUGAAAUAUUUAGGUAUAGACCACAUCAUAUUUUCAACAUGUGCCCUGAUAAGAUACAAAAUGUUGACAUUCAUGAAGGUGAAUGGGGCACUGUUGGCUCUGUUAUCUCUUGGAACUUCACUCAUGAUGGGAAAGAGAAGGUGGUAAAGGAAAUAGUUGAAGAAAUAGAUGAAGAAAAGAAGUUGAUUAAAAAAAAGAUAAUUGAAGGAGAUCUGUUGGAGGAUUACAAAUCAUUUUGCAUCACUGCUCAUGUUGAUACAAAGGAUGAAAACAAUUUAGUUACUUGGAUUUUGGAAUAUGAAAAGAAGAAUGCAAAUGUGUCAGAUCCACACACUUUCAUGAAACUUUGCCUCAAUAUGACCAAAGAUAUUGAGACUUACCACAUCAAGUGAUACAUAAAUAUAUGUACUUGGAAUAAAAUGUAGUGAUAUUGAUAAACAAAAAUAAAAGUUGCUAGUUGGAUUUCCCUAGCCAGCCAUUUAACCUUUUGAUGAUCUUGGCUAGCAUACCACAAAACAACACAAUUUCAUUUUACCAAAGUAUAUUGGACAGAGGCGUAUCCAAGGAGGGGUC